CGAAUUAAUUGGAUCUGUGUUGAAGGAAGUGACGCUAAUGGAGAAACCAAUUAGUGAAAAACUGGAAGAAACUCCUAUCAAUUCAAUUUCAGUAAACGAUUUCACUUUAAAACCUUCAACUCCUCUAGCAACAGACGAAGGUAAUUAUCGAUUCAGUUUCGAAACCCAUUUUUCAACUAUUAAUAAAGCUGAAGAUGGCAGCUCAAAUCGCAACUGUGAGAAAUCAUUACAGCUUCAUCAAAUCUUUUCAUCUCACCAAGCCGAAUCUAUUUCUUCUUACCGUUAUGGGUGUAAAGUGAAUUCACAGUUUAUGGAUUACCAAGAGGGGGCAAAUUGUUUGAGCCAAUAUUUCGGGAUUCUUCAAGCUCAUGUCAGAUGUUCACAAGAAUGCUUGAAUUUUGGUUGAUUCCUCUGUGCUCAAUUAGUGGAGAAUAUUUUUAUGGUGGUAUGCAUUUUUCUCAAGUGAUAUUUGAUCGUGGAAAGGAGUUUGAAGUUAUUCACAGGUA
Molecule: messenger RNA, 506 nt
Organism: Papaver somniferum (opium poppy)
Lineage: Eukaryota; Viridiplantae; Streptophyta; Magnoliopsida; Ranunculales; Papaveraceae
Exons: 2
Coding region: 38-406 (122 amino acids)
Source: RefSeq, a predicted model, not a curated record